AUGUUCUACAGCCACGAAAUCCUGACGAGUCGUCAGUAUGGCGUUGCAACCAUCUGGCUUGUGGCAACGCUCGGCUCCAAGUCCAACCUGAAAAAGAUAUCGCGUCGCGCGAUCCUUGACGUGGACCUUCAGAAAGCAUGCAAGACCAUCACGGAGCCCGACGUGCCACUGGCCCUGAGAUUGCAGGGCAGUCUGCUGUUUGGAGUCUCGCGCGUGUUCCAGCAACAAUGCGGCUAUGUAUUGACCGACGCCACGAGUUUGAGAGACAAGAUGAGGGACGCGGAGCAUGUCUUCAAAGAGAUGGAGUUGGAUCCUGAUGUGGGAAAGACACGACCAGAACAACUUAACCUCCCAGAAGACCCCUACUUCAUUCCGGAUCUUGAAAUCCACUUCGACCUCUCUGCCUUUGGGUUCGCCUCAGAAGGCUCCAAUUCCUCCAGCAGCACCUCAUCGUUUCUCACUGUGCCUUCAAGCCAGACAAGUCACCCUCCCAGCGAUGAAGAAGCAGAUGAAUUCGAUCAUGAUAUGCCGCCUUUCGAUACGCCUGCUGGAACCGCUGGUGGCUUCGAUGUACCCUUGGGUGGAGGAUCAAGCUCUGUGGCAAGAACUGGCAGCAGAGUCGACCCGUACGCCGUUGCUGAAGUGGAACCUGCCAUCAUGGAUGAUCCACUCUUUGAUGUCGAUGAGGAUGGCUUCCUCCACCCAGCCAUCUCGGAGAGUCUUUUGGGCCUUCAGCUACCAUCCGACGCAGAGCAUACACUGCAAAGCGAAGGCCCGGCCAGCGAUCGGGGCGGUAGCGUGCAGCUACCAAUCGCAGGAGAUGAUGACCCAAUGCAAGACCUCGAGGUGAACGGUCUUGGAGACGAAGAAACAAUCCUGCCACCUCUAGCUCCUCAAAUUCCUUUGACUCCAGAGCCUGCAGAUGAGGGAGUCUGCCAAGGCACACGAGCAACCUCUUCUGUCCAACCAUCCGAGGAAAGCUCAGAGACAGCAGAUGCACCCCAGCGUCGUGUACGCACCGUGAAGGCAAUCCGGCCGGAUCGGCAGACAGAGUUGAGUAAUCGAGAUCUUAACGAGUGGAACCAGAAUUAUCUUGCCAAUAUGGUCGCUGCUUCACGUACCAGACAAACCCACCUAGCACGCUUUCAAGCCCAGAAGAACGCCGAAUUCUGGAUCCUACAGCAAGGACUGGGGAAUGUCGCAUCUCGUUUUGGAGAUGAUAGAGUUGCACAUCCAUUCACCGUGUUCAGUGGUCAGUCACUUUGGGACAUGUUGACAGGAGGGCUUGAACAUGGAAAGAAGAGAUCACGAAGUAGUUCCCUGGUCGCCGACGAGCGAGAGGACGACAGACGAGUAAGAGCCAGAACAACAUCCGAAGGUGAAGUCGCUCGCGGAAUAGACGACGAGAGACUCCCAUAUGCUGAUGAGGACGGAUUGUUAUUUCAGGGCGACGACCUCGAUGUUGAAGCUGAGAUUGGUCGCCAAGGGCCUCCAUCCUUGCCUGACCAAUUGUCCGGCCUGCCAUGGAACAUCUCUGGAUCUCGCCAGAGCUCGGCGCAACCCAUGGGAAGCGGCAUUAUCUCGAGGCUGGGCUCAAGCAUUGGUGGUCUCCAUGGCGGUAUGGAGUUGGGACCACCAUCUGCUCUCAGCAGACGUCUUACCUCUGCCAGUCCACUUUUCGGGAGAGGUCUAGCCUCACUGUCCAGACACAGCAGCCAGGGACCUUUUGACACUUCCCGAGUCACGAGCAAUGAGGACGAUUUCGCAGAUCUAGAUGCGCGGCUAGGCGGAGACAUCGACCCAGAUUUUGAAUUGGGCGGACCUUUUGUGAACGUGGAUACGCAAACGGCUGCACAAUCCCAGUGGGUGGCAGCAACUCUGGACACUGAAGCGGACAAUUUCCUUUCCUUCGUCAAUACCAAGAUCCAAGAGAAAGCAGAAGAGCAAGGUGUGAUCGAGGAGGGGGAAAAUGCAGGACAGGCGAGGAAGAUCAUGUUGGACGAGCUCCUUCCACCAUCCCAGCACUCACAAAUUGUGGGCGCUCAAGCUCUACUGCACAUUCUUGCUUUGACCACGAAAGGCUUGUUAGAGGUCUACCAAGCCCGCGGGUUUGCUGAUAUUGAAAUCUCGGUCGUGACUUGUUGA
Messenger RNA from Fonsecaea multimorphosa CBS 102226, 2145 nucleotides. RefSeq lists its product as uncharacterized. Gene Ontology annotation, cellular component: cohesin complex; synaptonemal complex. The record is from RefSeq and is a predicted model, not a curated record. Gene Ontology annotation, biological process: synaptonemal complex assembly; mitotic sister chromatid cohesion; replication-born double-strand break repair via sister chromatid exchange. NCBI's taxonomy places the organism in Eukaryota, Fungi, Ascomycota, Eurotiomycetes, Chaetothyriales, Herpotrichiellaceae. Gene Ontology annotation, molecular function: protein binding; chromatin binding. Bases 1 to 2145 code for a protein of 714 amino acids. The transcript has 4 exons.